CCGCCGCCUCAGUGGGGGGAUGCUCCGCCUUGGCCGCGCUCUCAGGCCGCUCGGGGCGGGACCUGGUGCUCGGGCCUCCGCCCGGCUCCCUGCGGGCGCCGAGAUGCCGAAGAAAGCUGGUGCGACGAGCAAGGGGAAAAGCCAGAGCAAGGAGCCAGAGAAACCACUUCCUCCCUUAGGCCCCGUGGCGGUUGACCCCAAAGGUUGUGUCACCAUAGCCAUCCAUGCCAAACCGGGUUCUAAACAAAAUGCCGUCACAGAUGUGACAGCCGAAGCUGUAAGUGUGGCUAUUGCAGCACCUCCAUCGGAAGGAGAGGCCAACGCUGAGCUCUGUCGGUAUCUCUCCAAGGUCUUAGAACUCAGGAAGAGUGAUGUGGUUUUAGAUAAGGGCGGUAAAUCCCGUGAAAAAGUGGUAAAGCUUUUGGCCUCCACAACUCCACAAGAGGUCUUGGAGAAAUUGGAAAAGCAAGUUGAAAAAAAAUAAAAGUAAGAAAAAAAUACAUCCUUGAGAAACUUUUUUUUUUUUUUUUAUUGCUAAUGAUGAAGAGGCUGCUAAAUAGGAAAAUGCAGUUAAAUGCACAGAAAUAAAUGUAUUUAAAUAAGAA
Eptesicus fuscus (big brown bat) is the source of this 605-nucleotide messenger RNA. It is a transcript of the gene C25H15orf40, whose product is annotated as chromosome 25 C15orf40 homolog. NCBI's taxonomy places the organism in Eukaryota, Metazoa, Chordata, Mammalia, Chiroptera, Vespertilionidae. Bases 20 to 484 code for a protein of 154 amino acids. Gene Ontology annotation, cellular component: cytoplasm. The transcript has 4 exons. The record is from RefSeq and is a predicted model, not a curated record.